This is a messenger RNA of Carya illinoinensis, 2182 nucleotides long. Its product is annotated as pentatricopeptide repeat-containing protein At2g21090-like. Gene Ontology annotation, molecular function: protein binding; RNA binding. Lineage: Eukaryota; Viridiplantae; Streptophyta; Magnoliopsida; Fagales; Juglandaceae. The record is from RefSeq and is a predicted model, not a curated record. Bases 149 to 2002 code for a protein of 617 amino acids. The transcript has a single exon. Gene Ontology annotation, biological process: RNA modification.
AAGCCUGGUAUCUGAAACUAGGCCCAUGAAGGUUUGUCAUUCCUAUCACGGCCGCCAUGGCCAAUGCUCGGCGGAGCAGGGGCUGACCUCUCAAGUCUCCAAGACCACCACAAUCAACCCAGCAAUACAUAGAUGAAGACGUUAUGCAAUGCCCUCCCUCUCCCCCCCAACUCUUAGGCUCCCCCGAGUAACAUUUCACACCCGACCCAACAAAAAACAUCCGGCCUCCAAUACUCCCUGCGUUGUCCAAUCCCUCCUCAACCUCGCCUCAGAAGGUCAUCUCUCCCAAGCAAUCUCUUCCCUAGAGCUCUUGACCGGCAAAGGCAUCCGCUUUCCCUCCGGAACUCUCUCCUAUCUCUUGCAACGGUGCGCGGACUCCAAGUCUCUUAGACAUGCCAAAUGGGUUCACCUCCAUUUGAAGCUCACCGGACUCAAGCACCCCACAACGUUUUUGUCGAACCAGCUGAUUGCUGUGUAUUUCAGGUGCGGUGAUGAAGUGGAGGCACGCAAGGUGUUUGAUAAAAUGUCUGUGAGGAACUUGUACACGUGGAAUAAUAUGCUUUCUGGGUAUGCUAAAAUGGGGAUGAUUAAGCCGGCUAAGAAGUUGUUUGAUAAAAUGCCGGAGAAGGAUAUUGUGUCAUGGAACACUAUGGUGAUAGCUUUUGCACGGAGUGGGUGCUGUGAUGAGGCUGUGAAGUUUUAUAGGGAGCUGCGGAGACAGUCAAUUGGGUAUAACGAAUUCAGUUUUGCCGGUGUUCUGACAGUUUGCGUGAAGUUGAAGGAAUUGGAGCUUACCAGGCAGGUUCAUGGGCAGGUUUUGAUUGCUGGUUUUACGUCAAAUGUGGUGAUUUCAAGUUCAGUUCUUGAUGCUUAUGCAAAGUGUGGGGAGAUGGGAGACUCGAGGAGAGUAUUUGAUGACAUGAGUGUAAGGGACGUCCUUGCUUGGACCACCCUCGUUUCAGGAUAUGCUAAACGAGGGGACAUGCAAUCAGCUAGCGAAAUGUUUGAUCGAAUGCCUGAGAAAAACCCUGUAUCAUGGACAGCUCUGAUUGCCGGCUAUACAAGAAAUGGCCUAGGGUAUGAAGCGCUUGAGCUGUUUACAAAAAUGAUGAUGCUUCGAGUUAAACCUGAUCAAUUUACAUUCAGUAGUUGCCUUUGUGCUUGUGCCAGUUUAGCUUCACUUAAGCAUGGCAAACAGAUGCACGCCUGUUUGAUACGAACUAAUUUUAGACCUAACACUAUUGUUGUGAGCUCUCUCAUUGACAUGUAUUCAAAAUGUGGGAGUUUGGAAAUUGGCAAGUGGGUUUUCAAUCUAAUGGGGGAUAAGCGAGAUGUUGUAUUGUGGAACACAAUGAUUUCUGCCUUAGCUCAGCAUGGUCAUGGUGAAGAGGCAAUGAAAAUGUUUGAUGAUUUGAUAAGAUCAGGAGUGAAGCCAGAUAGGACCACCCUUGUUGUCACUCUCAAUGCUUGUAGUCAUUCAGGUGUUGUGCAAGAAGGGCUUAAGUUGUUCAAUUCAAUGACUUGUGAUCAUGGCAUCAUUCCUGAUCAAGAACAUUAUGCAUGCUUAGUUGAUAUCUUGGGUCGGGCUGGACGUUUUGACGAGUUGAUGGAACAACUCGAGAAGAUGCCUUGUAAGCCUGGUGAUCGAGUUUUGAAUGCCUUACUUGGUGUUUGUCGAAUUCAUGGAAAUAUCGAGUUGGGAAGAAAAGCAGCUGAACAUCUUAUCGAGUUGGAGCCUCAAUCCUCUGCUGCCUAUGUUUUACUUUCAAGUAUAUAUGCUGUGCUUGGAAGAUGGGAGCUGGUAGAGAAGUUGAGAAAACUUAUGGAUGAGAGACAUGUUAGGAAAGAACGAGCAGUCAGUUGGAUAGAGAUUGGAAAUGAAGUGCAUGCUUUCACUGUAUCAGAUAGAUUGCACCCUCUGAAAGAAGUAAUAUAUUCAGUUUUAGAACAUUUAGCUGGACAGAUGGAAGAAGAUCCUUCAUUACUUAAUACCGAAAGUUAAAACUUCAUCAAUUUUUAUCUCUGCUGGGUGGGUUUUUACUUUCUUGGGACCUGGGAGACAGAAAUUAUAUUUCCGGUAAAUUUCAGAACUUGUAACAUUUUUGUUCAUUCCUUUGGAUCAGAUUCUCUAAUACAGUUGAAUCGCCACAAUGAUGCACCUUGAGACUUUUUCUCCGAGAAA